AUGGAGGAGGAGGACGCGGACCACAGCAACUCGGCUCGGUACGCCGAGCGCGCCGAGCACGUGGACAUGCUGCGUGCGACGCAGGAGGAGCUGGCCACUAAGAUCAAGGAGCUUCAGAUCUACGAGAGCAACUAUGUGGGACUCAAGAAGGACCUUUCGCGCUGGAAGAAGAAGUUCGAGUACGUUUUCCGCGAAAACGAGCUGCUAGCGCUGGAAACUGCGAAACUCGAUUCCUCGCACAAGCAGAUUGCGUUCUUACAGCAAGAAAUUAAGUUCAAAGAGGAGGAAGGAGCUGCUUUACGAGGCCUAGUGAGCGCACUCGAGGCGGCCAAUAAGAAGCAGCGCGCCAAGCAGCUAGAAGCCGCCAAGGCGCGCGACUCGGAGGUCGAGGCGCUCGCUGAACGCAAGAGCAACGAGGACGCCGACGCGGCGCUUCAAGCAGAGCGUGAGGUGCGACAGGAAGAGAGGAAGCGCCACGCUGCCGAAGUGGCGGCGCUUAAGGCGGAGAACGCUUUGUUACUUAAGGACGUGGAUCGGAAGGACGAGGAGCUCCAGCGACAUGAAGAGCAAGUGAAUGCCCACAAGGGGCGUAUCGGAGGACUGGAACAGGCGCUGAAGCAGGAGCAGGAGGCAGGGAUGAAUCGACUGAAGGACAAGCAGGACAAGGUGCUCGAGCUCGAGAAUCAGAUCCAACAGAUGCAGCUGCGACGACGUUCCAGUGUGGCUGCGGCCUUGGCGCAAGCGGAAGAGGAAGGGAGAGACACAGUGGGCUUUGGCCCGAAAGACCGCCUCAAAGCCAGUCAUAUUAGCGAGGGAGACGAGAGUAGGGAGUACGGGAGCGACGAGGAGCCCGACACGCCUCCAGGUACGCCGCCGCCUAUUACUUCAGGUCUGUUACCGCCUGAGGACCCCACGGCAGACCAGACGAUCCGUGAUUGGACAGAAGACAGGAAGAUUAAGGCCGCUCGGAGCUUCGACGAGGCUCUGGACCUCGACAGACUGGACGAAUUGAUCCGCAAGUUGCCGUACGAACACCAGGAAGGCGCCAGUCGAGUGCUCAUGGGCGCGCUGGACCCGGACUCGACGGCGGAGCCUGUGAACGAGUCGCAGAUCGUGCUGCGUCACUUGUCCCAAGAGCGUCAGACUGAGUUGAAGGACUUUUUGUUACCGUUACUUAAGGCCCACCCUGCACUUCGCAUCUCGUACGCCACGAUGGAACGCCGCACUUUAGUGACCGAUGUUCGUAUCCAGAUCGAACGUCGUCGCGACUCGGUGCUAGGCGGCUUCGUGCCUGGGGAGAAGAAGUUCGGGAAAGACCACAUGUUCCUGGGUCCUUCAAUCGAGGACGUGGGUAAGCUGGUGCCUCACAUGUCUCGAGUUAUCAGCACUGGCAGCAAAGCCAUCUAUGUAUCCAAACCGAAACACGUGGAAACUAUGAUGCCACUGGCGGCCCCCUCUCCGCUAGAGCGAGGCAGCGAGCACACCGACGACAUGGACACCGCCUCCGAGUCGGCAGAAGUGCCCGAUGUGACCAUGUCAAAGCGCAAAUGGGGCGGACUCAACGCCGCCAAGUUCAUUGGCACGAUGGCCGCCGGCGCCAAGCAGCGCGUGGCGGCGACCUUCAAGAACAGCAAGUUCACGCACGAAGGCACGUCCUGCCAGUUCUGCAAGAUGACGCCUAUUGUGGGCGAACGCUACUCGUGUGAGACGUGCGUGGGCUUCGAUCUGUGCGAGAACUGCUACUCGCUGGGCGGCCACGGGCUGGAGAACUCGGACGAGCUCUUCUACCGCGUCCAGGAGCUCGUGCUGGCUCGCUGUCCUCGUUUGGCGGAAGAAAUGGACUUGCUGGAGCUCAUGCGCUUCGAGAUCUGUCGCUCGAAUCUGCGGAAAUUCAGCUUCUGUCUCAACUGGUUGGCGGAUAUCGUCAACGGCAAGACGUCGAAAGAUUUGCAGGCGCGAGCGCUGGAGAUCCCCAGUAUCCGUCGCGAUGUACGGAAAGUGUUCGUGCCGCUGCUCAUGCGUGUGUGCAGCGACCGUGAAGACAUCGAGGUCAAGACGGAGUGGGAGCUGGAAGACGACAACCAGGCGCCAGUGCGGAGUGUCGGAGGCGGCGUCAGUGAAGGCGACGGGCGAUUCCUCGAGACGUUGCGCAUCUGGGUGGCAGAUCAGUACCGAACCACGUCUCCGUUCGUGGAGCGCAGUCUGCUCAAGUACAGAGAAGACGGCGAAGAGGAUGAGGACGGCAGUGACGCAGAUAGUGAUGGGGGGCACUCGAACGAGAACGGAGUGGCCGAGCCAGGUAAACCGGAUGACGAUCCGAACGGCUCGAGAGGUGGGAGCGUCGAAGGAGUUAGCAGUCAGCCUGGAUUCGCGGAGCGCAAUCGCAAUCAUAGUGACGCGUUCUAG
Messenger RNA from Phytophthora infestans T30-4, 2406 nucleotides. RefSeq lists its product as uncharacterized. The record is from RefSeq and is a predicted model, not a curated record. Gene Ontology annotation, molecular function: zinc ion binding. The transcript has a single exon. Bases 1 to 2406 code for a protein of 801 amino acids. NCBI's taxonomy places the organism in Eukaryota, Oomycota, Peronosporomycetes, Peronosporales, Peronosporaceae.